This is a messenger RNA of Haliotis rubra (blacklip abalone), 2115 nucleotides long. RefSeq lists its product as uncharacterized. Bases 10 to 1293 code for a protein of 427 amino acids. Gene Ontology annotation, molecular function: chloride channel activity. Gene Ontology annotation, cellular component: membrane; endoplasmic reticulum. The record is from RefSeq and is a predicted model, not a curated record. Lineage: Eukaryota; Metazoa; Mollusca; Gastropoda; Lepetellida; Haliotidae. The transcript has 4 exons.
AGAAACAAAAUGGCGGCAAAAAUGAAACGACGGAAAUUUUUGUGGUUGUUUGUUGUGACAAUAUCGAUUUUGUUUGUGUCCCUGGUUCUGUACUUAAGACAUAAACUAGGUCAGCUAGAAUGCACAGCCAACAAAGGCCCAGUACCUUUCCAUCAGUACCUCUUGAUGCUGAAGAAACUUAUUUUCGGAAGUGUGACAGAGGAUAGAGACAAGAAAUCACUACUGUGUGGCAAAAACAUAAAUGAAGUGUGUAUGCACAUUCUCACAAAACAGUUACCAGAAGAUGCCAAAUACUACCUUGUAGAAUUCUGGGAGAAAGAUCCAGAGCUUCGAGAAUUUGUAUUUCGGAUUCUUGUUGUUGUUGGAUUAAUUUCUUUGACAAUAUUCUGCAAUUUCUGCAGGUGGAUGACAGCAACUGAACUUCAUUAUGAUGAUGAUUAUGAAGAAAAGACAAUCAAAUCAAAUCUUAGUAAAAAAGGAUCAGAGAACUCAAAUAACAAGCCUUCAACCCAACGAAUCUCAGAUUUGAAGCAAGUUAAUCAUAAUGUGUCAAGUUCUUUUGAAGAUAGUUCAAGGAGCUACCAAUCAGCCAGGAGAGAAGAAGGGUGUCGAUCAUGGAGUGUGUGGAAGAUUAUAGGUGUUACAUUGGCAGUCCUUACCAUUCUGAGCAUACCAUGGGAAUUUAUUAGACUUUAUCAGAAAGAGGUAUCUAAAAGGGCUGCCCAGGCAUCCAUAGGAUCACCACCUGAAUGUUUCCCCAGUGGCAUGUCAGUCUUUCAGAGUCUCAGACUUUGGCUGAAAAGUCACUUCUCCUGGGACAGCAGCACUGACCCAUGUGAGAAGUAUUACUACACUAUGCUGGUGGAUCCAUUGUGGGAGCUCACUCCUCUCAUGGUUCUGUCAUCAGCUCUGACAAGGUGUAUACUUCACCCAAUGGAAAAACUCUCGUCUGGACUAGGUCGCAGCUUUCGGGUGUUCUUCGCCGAGAUUCCUGCCCAGUGGCAACCCAUCAUCAUGGCCCUGCUUCUGCUCUGUGCAUUAAUGCUGCUCCUCGUUGUUUUCAGCUACCGAAUUUCCAUACCACUUCUGUUCAAAGUGGAACCCAAGACUCCUGUCCAGGACAAGCAACGGCCACCACCUCGAAUAGAGCUUUCAUCAAAUUCCCAUGGCCACUGUGAUCAUCCUAACCACAUGCAUCAUGUGCCAGACAGACGAAGUGCGCUGAAAGGCAUACCCAUCAAGACUGCAGGACGCAGACGAAGACUUGCAUCAUGGGAUAAUGAGCGGGAUUAGCAUCACUCCACAUCAAUAACAAUGAUGAUGAAAAUAAUAACUAUUGCUGUUUCCAUGAACUUGUGCAUGCUCAAAACGCUAACAAAUUAUUACCCCAGAUAACCCAAGCUGCCUGUGAUGCUCUAGAAGGUUAAGAGUCAUAUGACUUAUGACACCGGGUAUCCAUUUUCUGCUGGGUGAACAGAGGCAGUUCAUGAACAAACUCACUUGCCUAAGGUAAGACCACAUCAGUUCAGGAUUUUUCUGGGUCUAUUGAUUUGUGAAUCCCGUGGGAUCUCAGGAACAUUUUUUAGUGUCACAAGGAUAAAUACAAGGGGCCAAGACAUAUUUCACUGUGAUGUAUACUUCCUUUGACUUCCAAGAACUUUAAUGAUGUCCUGGAACUGCACAAUAUGAAGCACUGCAGUAAUAAUGGUCUCUACCGAACUGAAGUUUCAGUACAAUGAAAGAUCGCAAAAGUGAUGAAAUGUCUGUAGAACAAAAGGCUGUUAAUUACACUCUCUGAGGGGAGUUCAUUGUGCUAUUAAUUACACUUUUUGAGUUGGGGUCAUUGUGCGAAAUGGGGACCAACACAUCUGCUCCCUUUGGUGAUCUGACCGAUCUCUCAGCCUACAUCUUGUGACUGGACUGACUACAUUAAGUUGCUGAGUCCAUGUUUUCAACAAGAGGAAAUAUUUGUACCUGUAUACUGUUCUUGUUGUUCUGGCUGUUCUUUAGUAUUCCCAACAUGAUGUUGAUAUUUGGAUGCAAAUAUCUGCAAAUAUCUGCAUGCAUUGUCAUGUUGCCAUGGGAUAAAAGAAGUUACAUACUGUAUAUCUAAUG